AUGGCGACGGGCCCUAUCGCGCGGCAAGCGCUGCAGCAGACGCUCCUGAAGCCUAUUGACGAUCAAGCCGGCUGCGGGAUCAACAUUGCCACCACUGCCAAGCAGCAGCAGCAGCAGCAGCAGCAGCAGCAGCAGCAGCAGCAGCAGCAGCAGCAGCAGCAGCAGCAGCAGCAGCAGCAGCAGCAGCAGCAGCAGCAGCGAGAGGCCAUGCUUGUGCUUCAGACCCUCGAUCUGCCCCUCAGGACAACCCCAUUGCCCGGCGCGCGGAACCCUGCGUACCUGCGGCGAGGCAGCUUUCUGGAAUCGCUUGAGGGGGCGGCUGCUGAGAUGGUUUCCGCGCGCCGCCUCACUCCGCUGCGCCUGUUGGCCCUGGCAACCGAGAUAGCGGGCAAGGAUGCCCGCGCAAGCGCGCGGACCAUGGAUAAGAAGAAGCAAGCAGGCAGCAGCAGCAAGGACGGUGGCAGCUUCAGCGCUAUUGCAAAGUCAAAGCGCGCCAGCAUGGCCGGCGGCGGCGUGCACGAGGACGCGACAGCCUCACCGGCAGAGCCCGCACCCAUCAGCAGCCGCGACCUUCUGCCCCACUGGGUGCUGCAGCUUGACGCGCCCCGUGAGGAGUUGCUGCGGCGCACCAAGGGGCUCGCAGCUGCAGAGGAGGCUGCAAAUGCUGCGACAGCAGCCGCAACGGCGGCGGUGGCAGCAGCAGCAGCGGCUGCUGUGACAGCUGCGGCUCUGGCUAGCGGGACCAAGGGAGCGGCCACCGGCAGCGGUCAGCAGCAGGCAGUGGCGGCUUUGCGGGCGGCCAAGAAGCCUGGCCUGGCCGCAGGGGGCAGGGAAGCGGGCAGCACGGAAAUUGAAGUGCUGCGGCCAUCUCAUAACAAUGAGCGCGACUUCACGCGGCGAUAUGAUGCGUGGCGCGCCCUGGUGCAGGAGGAUGCUGCUGAGCUGGCGGCCAGGCGCUCUGCUGCCCUGGCAGCAGCCAGCAUCGUGGAGGGCCCCGAGUCCACGGCGGACGGCAGGCCGCGCGGUGGUGGCGGCUCCACACGCACACCAGGCACCAGCCGUGCUGCGACCCCCUCAACAAUGAGCGGCCCUGGGGCAACGGUGCAGGCAGCCACCGAUGAGGGGGACAGCAGCACAGCUCAUGCGCCUGCGGUGCAGCUGCAGCCCUUGACAGCGGCCGACAUCACCCUGCCAGAGCACGGCGGUUUCCCCGCAUUCUUUGUGGAGGCCGGGUGCAGCUUUGUGGCGCUGGACAACCCCUGCGACGAGGCACUAGCGGUGCUGCCGCAGCCUUGGGCUCCAGAGGGAGCGGCAGCAGCACACCGGCCAGACCAGCUGCUGCUGCCGCUGCCGACUCUCGAGCAGCGCCUGCACGAGCUGAUUGGCCUGCCUCACAAUUAUGAUGGGUUUCCGCCAGAACUUGAUGGGGGCCUGGCUUCUGUGACCGCCGCAGUGGCGGUGGCGGAGGAGGCACGUGUGGCGGCAGCGGCAGCGGCGGCGGCGGCGGCAGAGGCAGCAAGAGUUGCUGAGCAGGACAAGGAGCAGAGGUGCCAGCAGGAGCGCACUGCAAGAGAGCAGCGCCAGCGCCGCGAGGCGCGAACGGCAGCGGGCGCAGGUCCCCUGCGGCGCUACCUGCUGCAGAUGGUGAUGCCGACUGUCACAGCUGGGUUGACACAGUGCGUGGUGGACCAGCCGCCAGACCCUGUCCAGGUCCUGGCCAGGCGGCUGCUGGAGGCAGCGGACGCGCUGGAUUCGCGCCACCGCGACCCCUAUGACGACGACGCCUAUGCAGAGGCUGAGGCCAAGGUGGUGGCAAAGAGGGCCCGCGAUGCUGCACGCGCAGAGGCGGCACGCCUGAAGGCAGAGAGGGAGUCGGCGGCAAGGGCACUGGAGGAGAAGGCACGAGAGGCGCAAGCAGCGGCAGAAGAAGCUCGCGCUGCGGCACCACCCGCCGGCAGCCUGCAGCAGCAGGGGUUGCCUGCUCCGCCAGCGACAGUGCCUCCACCCGAGCAUGGCGGUGGCAAACAAAGCCGCAAGGGCAAGUAA
Molecule: messenger RNA, 2046 nt
Organism: Monoraphidium neglectum
Lineage: Eukaryota; Viridiplantae; Chlorophyta; Chlorophyceae; Sphaeropleales; Selenastraceae
Exons: 9
Coding region: 1-2046 (681 amino acids)
Source: RefSeq, a predicted model, not a curated record